Molecule: messenger RNA, 1014 nt
Organism: Acytostelium subglobosum LB1
Lineage: Eukaryota; Evosea; Eumycetozoa; Acytosteliales; Acytosteliaceae
Exons: 6
Coding region: 1-1014 (337 amino acids)
Biological process (GO): nucleotide-excision repair; regulation of DNA-templated transcription
Cellular component (GO): transcription factor TFIIH holo complex; transcription factor TFIIH core complex
Source: RefSeq, a predicted model, not a curated record
AUGAGUUCAUCCACUUCUAAAGCAGACACAUCGGCCUCGUCGGCAUCGAGAAUGGUCGACAAUGAAGAUGACGAUACUAGUAUGUUGGUCGUCAUAUUGGACAUGAAUGUCUAUUCGUGGGGACAACGCGCACAGACUGUACAUAGUAAGCAACAGGCAGGCAUGCCACUGAUAUCACUGCCGACAUUCUUGGAGCACUUCUUGGUCUUUGUCAACGCCUACCUCAUGCUCAAUCAAGAGAACCAACUUGCCGUCAUCUCAUCGAUCAUUGGCGAGAGCUACUUUGUAUAUCCUCCACCUCCCGAUCAACGUGCAUCCGUUGCCAAUCAAGUGAUCGCCGAACAGAUCCAAUCCAGAUUGAAGGACAUCCAAGAUACUUAUGUUGACAAGAUUGGCGAAUUACAAGGUGAUGAGACUUCGGCUUCAUUCUCUGCCGCCAUGUCUCUUGGAUUAUGUCAUAUCAAUAGGAUGAAGAAAGACCUUCCCAACCUCAAGCCAAGGAUAUUGGUGUUUAACAUAUCUCCAGACGUAUCGAGUCAAUAUAUACCUGUGAUGAACUGUAUCUUCUCGGCACAGAAACAGUCGAUACCAGUAGACAGUUGUAUCCUCUCCUCAGACUCCACAUUUCUCCAACAGGCAUCACAUCUCACUAGUGGCAUCUACCUGAAGCCCCAACGACAAGAGAACCUAUGUCAAUACCUUGUUUCAACAUUCCUGAUUGAUUCAGACUCUAGGAGACACUUGAGUGUUCCAACACUUACUACUGUAGACUUUAAGGCAUCAUGCUUCUGUCACAAGAGGAUCGUGGACAUUGGAUUCGUUUGUUCAGUUUGUUUAUCGAUAUUCUGUAAACCAUCUUCUUCAUGCUCUACAUGCGGUACCAAGUUUGCUCUCAAGAUUGAUCUUUCCAAGAUAGACAUUGCCAACUCACUCUCCACCAACGACAACAAUAACAACAACAACAACAACAACAAUAAUAGUAAUAAUGGAAGUGGAAGUAAUGGAGCUGGAUGA